AUGAAACCUCUUACUUCAAUCCUCUUCUUCUCAUUUUGCAUAAUCGUUGCCUUCUCAGAACCAACGCCGGUAGUCACUGCUUCUGAACACCCUCAACCUAACCAAAUUCAAAUUCAGAAUGCUGUUGGUGCUAACACUCGUGCUUACACUGUCACUAUAAAGACAAGCUGUAAAUCUCCAUCUGGUACCAGAGAAGAAUCCGCCGCUGUUUCCAAUGCUCAAGUUCAGCACCUACAUCCUGCUGCCGGAGCUAGAAACCAAACUACCGGCACCGGCGGCGCUAUUGAACGGAAAAACUCCAUUCUCCCUUCGCCAGCAACUCCGCCUCUACUUUCUGCAAACGCACAGACCUCCCUCCUCACAACCGCAACAACAACCACGACGAACACCGCUCAACUUCCAAACCACGGCCACCCUCCGUCAACCUCAUCUCCUGAUAUUGGGCCAGAGCAAGUUCACCUUAUGGCAAAGGCAGUUGAUAUCUUAGAAUCAAAACAGAAUCUUAAAAUUCUACCAGUAUUUGUUACCAUUGAUCCUCAACGCGAUACCCCCCUCAUCUCGCCUUGCAAGCUUCAACACCAACGAACUUAUCAUCAUCACCACCAUCAAACAACUUCUCAACUACUCUCCGCCAGUUACCGAUUUCCACAACUAUCUCCAUCUCACUCUAAUGUUGGGAAGAAUAUGCAAAAUGAAGGACCUGGAUCUUCCGAGAAUGAAGAUCCUGAUUCUUCACGUCGUGCAGAUGCCUCAAGCAUCCAUAACUUGCACACUCUCGGCUCUAAUGUAUCGAAUCAUGUUGUGGUUAACCCCAGAAGUAGCUUGAGAUCUGCUGUAACGAAGUUAGUUUCCAGACCUGAAGAUGAGCAUUUACAUUACAGUUCAAAAUGUAUGAGUAAUGUCACCCAUUCCAAUGCUGCUAAUUCGUCUCAGACUACUAACUGUUCUCCAAAUUCCAAGGAUGGCCUUAACACAUCUGCUAUGAAAGUCAUUGAUCAGUUUAGAGGAUCAGAUUUGACCAAUCAUUUUCCAAUAGAUGUUGGGAGUGAUGUUGCUGGAAAAUAUAGUGACAAGGGUCUUUUUCCAUAUGAUCUGUUUGUCAAGCUUUAUAACUGGAACAGAGUGGAUUUCCAACCGUUUGGUCUUACAAAUUGUGGAAACAGCUGUUUUGCAAAUGCUGUACUCCAGUGCUUGGUACUUACUCCACCCUUGACAGCAUAUUUGCUUCAAGGACUUCAUUCUAAAUCAUGUGUGAAUAAAAAAUGGUGUUUCACUUGUGAGUUUGAAAGUUUGAUUUUAAAGUCAAAAGACACAAAAUCUCCUCUCUCGCCUAUAGGUAUACUCUCUCAACUACAGAAUAUUGGAAGUCAACUUGGUAAUGGAAGAGAAGAAUAUGCACAUGAAUUUCUAAGGUACGUGGUAGAAACAAUGCAAUCUGUCUGCGUUAUGGAAUGUGGGGUUGAUGCAUCAAACGCAUCAAAAAGCCCUUCCAUUUCUUCAUCUUCAUCCUCCUUCUCCCCCGCUUCCUAUUCUGCUGUUUCCUCUCCCAACAAACAUGGCCGCAUCCUCGUUCUAACCUGA
Vicia faba (fava bean) is the source of this 1581-nucleotide messenger RNA. The record is from the annotation of a GenBank genome assembly. NCBI's taxonomy places the organism in Eukaryota, Viridiplantae, Streptophyta, Magnoliopsida, Fabales, Fabaceae.